GAUCAACCUGAUUUUUAUUUAAUAAUAAAGAAAAAACCCUACCCUUUGGAUCCACUAUAAAUAAGCGCAAUGAUAUGGGUCACUUUUGUACCAAGAAAAAAAUAAGCCUCUAAACUGCUCAUCAAUAAUCUCUUAGUAAAGUCCCUAAAAAAAUGUCUCUGGAUAAUAAGGCUUUACUAAUGGUUUUCUUGGUGGUGGUGAUGAUGAUCACUACUACCACUGCUGCCAAACCAUUUCCGGCUAAGAAGUACGCUCAUAAUUACUCCCACAAUGACUUCGUCGAUACCCACAACGCCAUCCGAGCAGAGGUGGGCGUUGGCCCGAUGACCUGGAACAAGACCCUAGUGGAUUACGCGCAAAACUACGCCAACUCAAGGUUAAAAAACAACUGCGAGUUCGAGCACUCCGGAGGGCCUUACGGCGAGAACUUGGCCGAAGGUUAUGGAGAAAUGACCGGCGAGCAGGCUGUGAAGUAUUGGGCAGACGAGAAGUCCCAUUAUGACUACGCCUCCAACUCGUGCGUGGGUGAGGAGUGCGGCCACUACACUCAGCUGGUGUGGCGCAACUCCAUUCACCUUGGCUGCGCCAGGACCAUGUGCCCCAAUGGUUGGAUGUUCGUCAUUUGCAGCUAUGGUCCCCCGGGGAAUUAUGUGGGGGAGCGACCCUAUUAAUCACUAAAUAUAUAUACUUAUAUUUACUAUAUAUCAAACGGAUAUGAUCGAGCUAUAUAUAUAUAAUUGUAUGGUCUAAUUGUGUGGAAAUUAUAAAGCCUAAUAAUUUCCGGGCUAAAUAUAUAUUAUCAUCUUUUUAAAAUUAUGUAUUUUCGUGAUCAAAUUUUAAAUCGUUAUAUAUCUUUUACUGUAAUUGGUGAAAAUAUAAUCUUGUAAAAUAUUUGUUUCUUAUUAGUUUGUUGCAAAGUAAUUUGUU
Molecule: messenger RNA, 927 nt
Organism: Humulus lupulus (European hop)
Lineage: Eukaryota; Viridiplantae; Streptophyta; Magnoliopsida; Rosales; Cannabaceae
Product: basic form of pathogenesis-related protein 1-like
Exons: 1
Coding region: 153-671 (172 amino acids)
Cellular component (GO): extracellular region
Source: RefSeq, a predicted model, not a curated record